AUGUCAUCGAACUCAUACUACAGCCAGGCCACAAAGGCUGCCUACACCUCCCGCCCCUCCACCUCAUCAACCACAUACUCCUCCGCCUCAUCCUCCAUCUACGCGCAAUCAGCCGACUCGUCGCGCGCGAAACGCUACGGCAGCAAACCCCCUGUCAUCCACAAUGGCGGCGGGCAGACGCACGACCCCAACACGUCGAGCAGUGCGCCGAGCGGGAGCUAUCACUCGUAA
This is a messenger RNA of Parastagonospora nodorum SN15, 231 nucleotides long. RefSeq lists its product as hypothetical. The transcript has 2 exons. The record is from RefSeq and is a predicted model, not a curated record. Lineage: Eukaryota; Fungi; Ascomycota; Dothideomycetes; Pleosporales; Phaeosphaeriaceae. Bases 1 to 231 code for a protein of 76 amino acids.